Gongylonema pulchrum is the source of this 246-nucleotide messenger RNA. Lineage: Eukaryota; Metazoa; Nematoda; Chromadorea; Rhabditida; Gongylonematidae. The record is from the annotation of a GenBank genome assembly.
UUAUGCUUAUCGUUGAUUGCUGAACUGUUGAUCGGUAAUGAGGAUCAGGGCGAUCAAGUUGUCUACAUCGAUACCAAUGGCAGUUUCAAAAGUAUCCGCUUACUGCAGAUGCUAAAAUCUCGCGGAGUCCAGGAUAAAAAUGCAGCCGAAAAUAUGCUCAAACGAGUACUGAUUGCACGAGUGUAUGAUGAAAAAGAUCUUCGUAUUGCACUAACAAAAAUUCAGGUAACAAAGACCACGAAAUGA